AUGGCUUAUCUCGAGACCGUCCCACAUGAAAUACUUGAACGUAUUGCCUACCUUGUGGCCACGGAACGAGUCAUUGGACCGCCCUCAUCCCUCAUAUCUCUGCUCUGCACUAAUCGCCAAAUCCACUCACAACUCUCUCUCACUAAUAACCAAUACCUUUAUGCAAGAAUAUAUCAGGCCAAGUUUGACUUUGGUCGACUUGCUUCAAAGCUGUCGCCAAAUGUUUUGGCGCACGAGCUAGUACAUCGUUGUCGAAUUCUCACACGGAUUCGCGCUCAGACGGACUCGACAGUCAGACCGCGCUCGACAGAACCGGGCGACACUGUCUACGAACUACUAUUCCAUGCAUACCUAAUGAUGCUGGAGAAUGCUGGAAAUAACGAGCGUCAGCUGCGCGACUAUGCCAACAUAGGGAACUGGUUGCGUAAUUAUUUAUUCGACGAGCAUCUCCCACUGCUGCGGGGUACCAAUCGCGUAGAAAACUGGCCACUGCAGAACGAGCACACCUCGCUGGCGAUGUGGUUGUUUUGGUUCCUACUCCGGCCAGAUGAUUACACUGGCGACGAUGACUUAACUUGGAAUGUUCUGAAUUUUCUCAAAGUAUAUGCCCUCGGCGCGCAUAAAUACCAACUAACUGAUCCAUCCUGGGUGAAAUUCCUACCUGAACCUCCAGAACGCACUACUCCCGUCAUGCACUAUUCGGAACCCCACCAAUUUUGCACGCCUCCGCUUGCAACUCCCGCGAUCCUCGCAUUCCUCACUCUCGUUAACCUCAAAACGAAGCAAAUCGACUUCUCCUCGCAUAUCGACCUUCCCAUGAAAUCAGAGAGUAACGAAUGGGAGCAUGAGCUUGGUCGAUGUCUAAGUCUGAGUCGCCCGGAUUUUGGGAACACCCUCACGGAGUGCUUCCAAUCCGGCAGCGUCGAAGGAACCUGGGAAGGAAUCUUCACGUAUACCGAGUUUACUGCUUAUGCUGCCCUGCUCCAAGGCGCACCACCACCUAUUCUCCAGAAGAGUGUUAUUGUGCGGCACCGGCAAACGUGGAAGCUCCGGGAACAUCACUUCGUUGACCGAUUUGAAGGAGACACGCGACAGCCAUUGUCUGCUGGAGAUCCUCUGCGGGCCUAUUUACCCAACGGCACGCGCUUACUGGAAAAACCAGACUGUCUCCUUGUACAAGACCCCCUUACAAAGAAGGAGCUGCGCUAUACGCGGCCGGUCCUCGGAGAAGCAGACGAGGAAGAGGAUGAAAAGCCUCAAAUGGUUGUUCGUGACGUAAUUAUAACUGGAGAGGGACAUUCUGCAUGGGGUCAAUUUAAUCUCAUCGGGCGUGUCCGCCCUUGCGAUGGCUUCAUCAGUCUUUGUAAAGAAUAUAUUGAACCGGAUCGCGGCAAGUGGAUUUACCGGGGCUACCUGGUUGGCAACGUCAACAGCAACUUAGCUGGUCGUUGGCGAGAUACCCUUAGCCCAGCCGCGGUGCCAGGAUACGAGGGUUGUUUUCUCAUGACAAGGAGGCGCUAA
This is a messenger RNA of Mycena indigotica, 1521 nucleotides long. RefSeq lists its product as uncharacterized. The coding region runs from base 1 to 1521 and encodes 506 amino acids. The record is from RefSeq and is a predicted model, not a curated record. Lineage: Eukaryota; Fungi; Basidiomycota; Agaricomycetes; Agaricales; Mycenaceae. The transcript has 8 exons.